CCAACCGAUUGAUAACGGUCGGAGGGGGCACCAUCAGCACGAAUCCGGUGGAAAUCAAAUAAUAUACCUACCUAGCUAAUAUAUUAUAAUGUCUAAAUCAAACACAAUUUUUGGAUUAGUCUUUCGAUCACUUCCAAUUUCGCCGUCGAGGAACACGUUCGUAGCUCGGACAAUUCGACGCCGCACGUUCAACACCAGCUACAGCACCACCGCCGACGAUAUGACUGUUGACAUACCCGCGACUGAUGAAAAGUCGGAAACGACACCGACCCAAACUGCUUGGUCAUCGAAAAUGAUUGCUUGGCAAGCUCACUCGUACAGCACCGUCGAUGAUUUGGUACUGACUAGCAACGCCCGGUCGCCGACGAUGGUGGAGGCCCAUGAAGUGUUGGUGCAUGUCAAAGCUUCGUCGGUGAACCCUCUUGACGUGCUCAUGGCCGAGGGCUUUGGUCAGGUACUGUUGAGCACUAUCCGUCAAGUAGAAAAAAUGUCCCUGCACAAACCAGUUGAAUUCCCGCUAACGUUGGGGCGUGAUUUUUGUGGAGAAAUCAUAGCUAAAGGAGUGAAAGUCAAGAGCUUUAAUGUCGGUGAUAUGGUUAUGGGUGUAGUGCCUCCCUUCCAUCAAGGUUGCCAUUCUGAAUUUGUCGCUGUUCCUGAAGGUCUGGUAGCUAAGAAACCAGAUCAUUUGACUAAUGAAGAAGCAGCAGGAUUACUGUAUACAGGCUUGACUGCAUGGUCUGCUUUGAAAUUGGUCGGUGGCUUAUACAUUCUGAAAGCUACUAACAAAAAUAUACUAGUCAUUGGUGGAUCCGGGGGUGUCGGUAAUUGUGCUAUACAAUUAUUAAAGCAUUGGGGUGCUAAGGUAACUACUACAUGUGAUUCAACUGCCAUAAACUUGGUGAGAGGUCUUGGACCUGAUAAUAUUAUAGAUUAUACAGCUAAAGAUGCACAACAACAGUUAGAAGAACAUGGAAAAUAUGACAUAAUCCUAGAUGCAGCAGGAAUAUCAUAUAAUAAAAUUGGUUCUUACACACCUUUAUUAAAAGAGUGGUCUUAUUCUACGUUUAUUACACUUAGUAGUCCCCUUUUACACAAUACGGAUUCAUAUGGCUUGUUUGGGGGCAUGUUUAAAAAUGCAAUUGACCUUCUAGUUCCAAACAUUUUAUCUGGAGCAGUAUUCAAAGGUUCUUCAAUACGAUGGGGAACUUUCCUUCCAGUUGAGUGUGGUGUAAAAGAACUUGCUAAAUUAGCUGAAGAAAAGAAAAUUUUAAUUCCUCUAGAAAAAACUUUUAAAUUUAUGGAUCUUAAGGAUGCAUACAAAAGAGUACAGGAAGGACAUUUAAGAGGCAAAGUUAUUAUAACUUUUGAUAAACCUAGUAUGGAUAAAGCUAGGUUAACUAAUUAAGUGUUUAUUUAUUAUAAUUAGAUUCUCUUUUGAUGUUUGAUUAUGGCAACAUAAUGAAUAAUCAUCAAUCAUUAUAAACAAUUUUGUUAUCUGUUAAUAGUUUUAAAAUAUAUUUGUUUUCGUGAAUAUUAUUUUCUAAGAAAUAUUCCUAAUAAAAAUAAAUUAAUACUGUUAAAUUAAAUUAUUUCUUAAAUAUUGAUAAUAUUACAAAAUUUUAUUUAGUUUUAUAAAAAAAAACUAUUUCAAUAUUACUUGUAUUAUAAUUGUUGAAAAUAAAUUAUUUUAGAUUUAA
This is a messenger RNA of Rhopalosiphum padi (bird cherry-oat aphid), 1697 nucleotides long. RefSeq names its product reticulon-4-interacting protein 1 homolog, mitochondrial-like. Gene Ontology annotation, molecular function: oxidoreductase activity; zinc ion binding. NCBI's taxonomy places the organism in Eukaryota, Metazoa, Arthropoda, Insecta, Hemiptera, Aphididae. The transcript is spliced from 5 exons. The record is from RefSeq and is a predicted model, not a curated record. The coding region runs from base 89 to 1405 and encodes 438 amino acids. Gene Ontology annotation, cellular component: mitochondrion.